Marasmius oreades (fairy-ring Marasmius) is the source of this 2305-nucleotide messenger RNA. RefSeq lists its product as uncharacterized. The coding region runs from base 187 to 2085 and encodes 632 amino acids. The transcript is spliced from 6 exons. The record is from RefSeq and is a predicted model, not a curated record. Lineage: Eukaryota; Fungi; Basidiomycota; Agaricomycetes; Agaricales; Marasmiaceae.
AGAACGAUGUCAACGCUUGGCAAUGGCGCUCGUCGUCCAGGACAACGAGGACCUCGCAUUCGAUUUUUCUCUCAAAAAAAUAUUCGAAGCCGGUGUGCUGGAUCCCAUGAUUUCAAUGCACGCUCGCAUUCUCACCGGUCGGUGACACACAAACCCGGUGACAUGGUAUGAAGUCGUCCUUCAACCAUGUCCAGGAGACCAAUUAGGAUAGGCAAUUCAUCGGGCUACGCAGGAGAUGGACCCGACCAAAUCUACCGUCUUGCCGUGGACGGUCCAAUCGACGCUAUUUUCGCAGACUACCUCGCGGAAAUGAACAUUGGAUGGCGAGCAUUAGAGAUCGUCGACCACCCCGAACUCGGCUACGAAACCGCAGCUCUCACACAAAUCCAAUGGCUAACUGCUGCUGAGGAAAUUGCAAAGAAGGGGAUCAAAGUCGUUCACGACGGUGGAGCACUCAACCCUUUCGGCCUGUACAAAGCCGUCAAGAAGUACUUCGAAGAGAAGAAUUUGGAUCAUGUAAAAGUAGCUUGGGUGGAAGGAGACAAUGUUACCGAGGUCGUGAAGGCACAGAUGAAAGAAGAUUCUGAUACAGCGAUGUUCCCACACCUGGAUAUCAAAGGUCUUGACAUCCGCUCGAUUGAGGGGAAACUCCUUUCUGCGAAUGCAUACAUUGGUAUGGGAGGAAUCAUCGCGGCACUCAAUGAAGGCGCCCAAGUCAUCAUCUGUGGACGGUGUUGCGAUGCUUCGCCUCUAAUGGCUCUAGCCGCAUGGUGGCACGGAUGGAACGAAACAGAAUACGACAAACUCGCCAGCAGCCUCGUUACCGGCCAUAUCGUCGAAUGCGGGCCUUACGCCACAGGAGGGAACUUUUGUGGAUUCAAAGCGAUCAAGAACCUCCACAAAGUACCUGGAUUCCCUAUCGCUGAAGUCUACGCUGACGGCACCUCCAUAAUCACUAAACAUGAAGGGACGUACGGGGCUGUUACGGUUGAUACGGUGACUGCUCAGUUGGUGUAUGAAAUCCAAGGUCCGAAAUACCUGAACCCUGAUGUCGUCGCGGCUCUUGAAGGGAUUAAACUCGAACAAGUUGGGAAGGAUCGUGUUAGGCUAUCCGGUAUACGUGGGUCUCCACCACCCCCUACGACUAAACUUGCGAUAUAUUCCCUGCGAGGGUAUCAAGCGGAGCUUACACUAUUCGCGGUGGGGUUGGAUAUUAAAGAGAAGGUUGAACUGCAGAAGGCGCAGGUUCUGGGAGCAGUGGAUAGAUCGAAGUAUUCGACGAUUUCGAUUCAUACGUAUGGGACAUGCCCUGAAAACCCGGAAUCUCAGAACGAUGGGACUGUUGCGAUUAGACAUUUUAUCCAAGCUCCUACGGGUGAGGCGAUUCUGGAGUUUUGGAAAACGCUGUAUGGGAUUAUCAUGGGUGGGUAUGCGGGUGUCCAUGCGUGCGUAUUAGAAGGAGUAUUUUCCUUGCCACUGCUGCUGAUCGGUACUCGAUUCUGUAGAAACAUGGAUAUGCGUACUACUCAACCCAAGCCGUAUAUGGAAUACUUCCCUGCUCUUAUUCCACAGGAUUUGAUAGCGGUGAAAGCUCAUGUUGAAGGAAAAGUUAUACCCGUUUCUCCUUUAUCCAGAACAGAGCCGUUCUACGGGCAAGAGUCUUAUGGCCCCAAGACCGUUACUGAUCUCAACAGUUUUGGGCCGACAGAUAAGGUGCCGUUAGGAAAACUAGUCUACGCGCGUUCAGGCGACAAAGGCGGCAACGCCAACGUUGGUCUAUGGGUCCAUCAAGACGAUGAAUUCCAAUGGCUUCAAUCUUUCCUCACCAUCGAGCGCUUCCAACUUCUUCUCGGGAAGGAUCAUAAACCCGAUUUCCGGUACGCACGAUUCGAGAUGCCAGAGAUCAGGGUGGUGCAUUUUGUUGUUUAUGGGAUACUGGAAAAGGGAGUUAGUUCUAGUUCGGUCAUUGAUGGGCUUGCGAAGAGUUUGGGAGAGUUUGUUAGGGCGAGAGUUGUGGAUGUACCGAGGAGGUUUUUGGGGAGGCCUGGGGUCGGGGAGGAGGAGGUUGUUGAGGCUAGGUUGUGAGCGGUUCUUCGGCGGAUAGUGGAGAAUUUGAACGAACAUUCAAAACCAGUCGGCAAUGCAAUAUUUACUGCUAGCCCCGUUUUCUUCCAUCUUUCUUGCGGUUGUAGAGUUAUCGGAAGGGUUGCGAUUCAGUACGCCCAUGUUUUGAUAUGUACAGAAAUUUACUUUCCGAAUCGGCCCGGGGGCCAUUAAGAGCUGAGGCACGAAGCUCAAAUCGGAG